AUGAUUAAGUACUUACUUUUUGUAUGUUUGAUCACAACACCUUUUGCCCAAACACCUGAGGCAGUAGUAACUCAUUAUGAUUUGGAUGGCAAUUUGAUUUAGGAAGACAACUCCUUACAAGUGUCUGAAGACAUUGAUAGCAUGAAUUCAAUGAUCAUGAAUUAAUAAGAUUUAUCUUCAAGUAGCAUGGAUUCAAUUGGAACUGAUAGUAUGGAUUACUCUACACCUGAAUAAGAAUCUAUUGAAAGUAGCAAUCUUGAAGCUCCCAUGAAUUAAGAUUAACCUGAAAUUGAUAGUAUGAAUGUUGACCCUAAUUCAAUGUAUACAGAGGAUUCUAUGGUGAUGAAUGAUAAUUUAGACAACUCUAUGCCUGAAUAAGAUUCUAUGUAUAGCAUUAAUGAUCCAAAUGAUAUUAAUGCUGUUGAACCAACCUAAUAAAUUGUGGAAGAAGCAUUAGCUACAGAAAGCAAUGAGGUUUCUAAUUUAGCAGAUGUUAAUUCAGAGGUUGUCAAUGAAAUUCAGAACACUAAUUUUAUUGCAGAAUCAAAUGAAAUAACUCAAGUUGAUCCAAAUUAUAUUGAUCCAAAUAAUCUUGUAAUACCAUAAGAUAAUCAAAUUGAUGUUUAAAAUAUUUUAGAAUCAAAUGUUGGAUUUACUACUGAGACUAAUAUUUCAAACACUUUAAGUUAAAAUGAAGUUGAUCCAAAUAUGGCAUUUGAAGUUCUUACAAAUACAGAUAACUUGUAAUCAUCUUCAGAUAUGGAAAAUGGUUUUGCUUAAAGUGAAGUUAGUGUUGAUAAAUCAAAAGUUAAAAAGAUUCCAGACACUAAAAAUGAUGAAGAUCCAGAUUAAGGUUCAGGCUAAGGAGAGGAAAAACCAGAAGAAGAAUAAGAAUAAGGAUAAUAGCAAACAGGUAUAAGUAGUAAUUCAUAUUAAGGAGACAACAAUGCAACAGGAUAAGGCAAUGGAGAUGCUACUGUUUAAGGUAAUGGUAGUACUCCAGGAUAAGGGGAUGGCAAUGCUACCGCAUAAGAUGAUGGCAGUGCUGCAGGACAAGGGCAAGCAGAUACUACAGGAUAAGGAUAAGAUGAUGGAUAAGGAUAAGGAUAAGAUGAUGGAUAAGGACAUGCCACUGGAUAAGGAUAAGGACAUGUAACUGGAUAAGGACAAGGAGAUGCUACUGGAUAAGGGUAAGGUGAUGAAGAUGCUAAUGGAUAAGGAUAAGGAUAAGGAUAAGGAUAAGGAUAAGGAUAAGGAUAGGGAUAAGGAUAAGGAGAUGGAUAAGGAGAUGGAUAAGAUGAUGGAUAAGGAUAAGAUGAUGGAUAAGGAUAAGGACAAGGACAUGCAACUGGAUAAGGAUAAGGAGAUGCUACAGGAUAGGGAUAAGAUGAUGUAGAUUCUAAUGGAUAAGGAUAAGAUGAUGGAUAAGGACAUGCAACUGGAUAAGGAUAAGAUGAUGGAUAAGGAUAAGGAUAAGGAUAAGAUGAUGGAUAAGGAUAAGGAUAAGGAUAAGACGAUGGAUAAGGAUAAGGACAUGCAACUGGAUAAGGAUAAGACGAUGGAGAUUCUAAUGGAUAAGGAUAAGGAAAUGGUAAUGGAUAAGGAUAAGGAGAUGACCAUGGAAAUAAUGGCAAUUAAGGUGACUAGAAUUAAUAAAAGCAAGAUGGUAAUUAUAAAGAUUUAUAAAAAGAUCUUAAAGCAGUAGAUUCUACCACUAGUAAACAAUUAGUUUAAGGAAAUUGUAUAAUUAUUUAUUCUUAAUGUAACUUCAAGGGAGAAGCUUUAGAAGCUUGUAACAGUUUAAGUGAAAUUGAGUAUUUUUUAUAAUAAAUAUUUUAGGGAAUUCAAGGCUUAAAUUAGAUCAAUAUAUAUACCUGAUGGAUUGGGUUUGACAGUUUAUGAUGGUGAGAACUUCACUGGAAACAUGCAUAAAUUCAAAUCAUCUUAAGAAUGUUUAACAACCCCAUUAUCAUUUGCAUAAUUAGCCAAUUCAGGAAAUUCUUUGAGAGGACAAAAUUUGAGAUCUAGAUAAUGA
This is a messenger RNA of Paramecium pentaurelia, 2035 nucleotides long. The record is from the annotation of a GenBank genome assembly. Lineage: Eukaryota; Ciliophora; Oligohymenophorea; Peniculida; Parameciidae.